AUGGCGCAACUGACGUCCUACGAGCUACAGGGCCUGCCGGCUAAGGAAGCUCUACCGUAUCCGGAAGGGCAGCAGGUUCCUGGGGCCUAUCCUCAGCUUCAGCCGGAGCAAAUUCCGGCUUAUCCGGCAGCCCAACAACAGGCUCAGUACGCAAAUCAGGCGGUGAAUGCGGGAGAUUAUUUACCGUAUCCGGUUCCUACUACGGCUUCGGCGCAUUAUGCAAAUCAGGUGCAAAAUUCCGGAGAUGCCACUGUGCAAUACGCGUAUCCGACUACGGAUUCCACUCAUAAUCCGCCACUUCCGAUGGAUAUGUCCUAUCACCAGUACCGGGCGUCACAGCCAUAUGCUCCAGCUGAGCUCUACGCAGAUGAGGCUCAAUACUGCUCACCGGGAUACCUGCAGGAACCGCGCAAUACGGUACCAUACGUGAAGCCACGACCUAGUCGCUCCGGUUGCGCUCAGCUGUUGAUGUUCCUCGCCUUGGCAGCGUACAUGCUUUCCGGAUUCGCCGACUGCUUCGUCGGCUGGAUUGCUGCCUACGAUUCACCAGCAGCAAAGGCAUUUCGCGCGUAUGAUAGUCCGAAAGCAGGAAACUAUGCCAUACUGAAAUUGGAUUAUCUCGCGGCCACGAUGACCGCCGGGCUCUCGAUAGUUCUGUGGAUCAUUUCGUUCAUCGGGCUCGGACAGCGACAAGUGAUCGCGAUUUUCCCGUAUAUGGCUUGUCAGUUUGUUCGUCUCUGGUUACUGGCCCGCCCCAUUGCAUUAUCGAUCGAUAAGGAAGAAAAACCGGCUAUAGCAGCCAUGGAAGACUACGUCAUCUACAGCAUCGGCUCCACCCUGACGGCGUGUGCCUGGAUGUUCUCCUGUGAUUGGAAAAAGCCACGCCAU
Molecule: messenger RNA, 888 nt
Organism: Mesorhabditis spiculigera
Lineage: Eukaryota; Metazoa; Nematoda; Chromadorea; Rhabditida; Rhabditidae
Source: the annotation of a GenBank genome assembly